GCCACAUGAAAAUUAUUGCUGCUCUGCGUUUACGCCCACCAAACCAGUUUUGUUCGAUAUCUGCGAUCGAAAAUACAAUUUAUAUCAAUACGAAUCUAUAAUUCAAUAAAAGGACGCAUUUAACAACAAUCCCUUUACAAAUCUUCACACCAGAGCUGGUGCAGCAGACGUCGCGAUGCGGACCAAAUUCGCCAGUGACCUCCAGCGCCAGGUUCUGGACCACAUGGGAAGAGACAGCCUAGAUCUACCCAAAGGAACAAAGAGUACCAAAUCGAAACCUGGAAAAACACAAACGGGCUCGAGAAAAACGGAGCGCAAAGCAGAGCGAGAGCGCAAGCGUGGAAACAUCUACGGCCGUAACCCGACAAACCCGCUUGGCCCAUUCCACAGCAAUGGCAUUGCAAAGCCCUCUCAAAAACGGAAAUUAAAUAAUUCAAAUGUCUCUGGCAAGAAAAUUGUACAGCCGACUAGCAAAAACUCAAGUACAAUUCCCAAACGAAAAGCUCCCGCAAUCGGCGAAAGAGACAUCUUUGACGAGUCUGACCAGAGUGACGCAAUCGACCUGGACGGUGACGACGACGACGACGACGAUAAUGAGGACGAUGAUCUGAUGGACCUUGAUGAGCCAGACGAGGACGACCUUGGGUCGGGGAGCGACAUCUUCGACGACGACGACGACGACGACGACGACGACAAUGCCAGUGAAAACGGUGCCAGUCAAGGCAAAUCGGGUGGAAAGCUCUCAAAAGCAUUCCAAGACAGAUUUGCAGCGGAUGAUGCCGAGAUUGAAGAAUAUGAAAGAAAACUCGGAAUUAAAAAGGGUCGUAAGUCGUUGCCCAAAGCCUUCCAAGAGGACGGCUUGGGAGACUUGCUGGGCGAAGAAGCAGAUGGGGCAGAUUCAGAUGAUGACGAGGACGAAGAGGAGCAAAAGCGAGAAUACGAUCAAUGGCUGGCAUCGAAAAGAAAGGCAGCGAAUGCGACCCAAACAAAUGGGGACGAUAACGGGGAGUCGGACGGUGAAUUCGACGGCAUUGAUGGAGAUGAUGACGACGAGUUUGGCGGGUUUGACGAAGAUGAUGAAGAUGGCGAGCCAGCAGCUCCCAAGAAGCGCGAAAAUCCAUACGAAGCGCCCAAGGAGAACCGUGUCGUUGCAAAAUACGUUCCACCAUCUCUACGAAACAAAGCCAACGGUGUGUCAGAAGAGCGCGAACGCUUACAGCGAAACAUCCAAGGUCUUAUUAACCGUCUUACUGAAACAAACAUCCUAUCUAUUGUCCAGUCGAUGGAAGACUUAUACCAGAAGAACGCGCGUGGUGACGUUACCGAAAUUAUUACAGACGUUCUCAUGGCCCAAAUCUGCAAGGGAGAAAUCCUGCCCGACCAAUUCUUCGUUUUGAACGGAGGUUUUACUGCAGCUAUUUACAAGAUUGUUGGUGCUAGCUUUGGAUCGCACGUUCUGCACCGCCUGGAAUCUGAGAUUUCACGAUUAUGCAAGGAUGCUGAGCAAGCGCCGGACGAGGCAUUCCACAUUCGAAAAGAGGUUUCCAACCUGGUCAGCUUUCUUACACAGCUUUAUGUCUUUGAAGCAUUGAACUGCAAGCUCAUCUUCGACUACAUGGAGUUCUUUUUGAGCGACCUGACCGAGUUGAAUGUUGAAAUGCUGCUCAAGAUUUGCCGAAUGGCAGGGAGAAUGCUGCGACGAGACGAUCCUCGUGCCCUUAAACACAUCACGAGUGUUUUAAAUGCCAACUUGUUAAAGUACGAGCUAGGAGCUGUAUCUGUCCGUACCAAAUUUAUGGUUGAGACGAUCAACGACCUUAAGGACAACAAGACAAAGGCCAAGGGUGUAGACUCUGUCAUGGUUUCAGAGCAUGUGUUAACAAUGAAGAAGCGCAUUGGCGAGCUCAAGGCUCAGUCGCGACGUCUAGACGGUCUCGCGCCCAUGGGUGUCAGUCUUGAAGAUUUGCAAAACACUGACACGUUAGGCAAGUGGUGGCUCGUCGGUGCCAGUGUGCCUGUUAAACCUUCGGCAAAUGGCAAGUCUGGCUCGUCGGCUAACGCAAAGACCGAUCUUUCGGAUGAUGAAGAUAUGGAUUUUGUGUUGCCAGAUUAUUCGCAAAAGGCUCGCGCGCAGGGUUUCAGCUCGCUGGCACAGGUUGCCAUCUUUACAGCACUCAUGUCAGCAUCAAACUAUGAACAAGGAUAUAGACAAUUCGUGGAUUUGAAGCUGAAGAAGGACGACCAGCUCGAGAUAGCUCGCGUGAUUGUCCAGUGCGUCGGCAGCGAGACACAGUACAAUGACUACUACGCGCUGGUGGCCAAACAAGCCUGCACCAACAGCAGACUACGGUUCACCUUCCAAGACAGAUUGUGGAAGAUGUUCCGCAGUCUGGGCGAAUCGUUAUUUGGAGACGAAGCUGAAUUCGAAGAGACAGCAGAUACAGAGAGAAUGAGGGAUAAGCGCCGACUGGAGCAGGUUGCCCAAUUCUACGCAACACUUGUCGCGGACAACUCGCUCACACUGGCGAUUCUGAAGCCGCUUGAACUGCGUGACCUCUCUGAUUUGGCAUCCAGAUUUGUCGAGGCAUUCCUUGUGAGUCUACUUCGGUCCAUCAAGGGCAAAGGCGAUGACGAGGAUGCCCGCAUUGAAGCCGUCUUCGGAGCUGCACGGGAUGUGCCGGCCGUUGCCGCUGGUGUGCAUUGGUUCCUUAGGAAAAAGGUUCGCGGAACCGACCUGGUUUCAGGGGUUGUUGCGAAAAAAGUAGACAGAAGGAGACGCAAGGCUCAGGCGGUUGUGCAGCUGGCGGCCGACGUGUAAAAUUAUUUCCAUAUUUUGAUAGUAUAUACAUGCAUUCUUGCAUAGCAAGCAGGUCUAAAAAUAUCAUCCCUUCUAAGCGG
Molecule: messenger RNA, 2898 nt
Organism: [Torrubiella] hemipterigena
Lineage: Eukaryota; Fungi; Ascomycota; Sordariomycetes; Hypocreales; Clavicipitaceae
Source: the annotation of a GenBank genome assembly